Camelus dromedarius (Arabian camel) is the source of this 2131-nucleotide messenger RNA. It is a transcript of the gene CIRBP, whose product is annotated as cold inducible RNA binding protein. The record is from RefSeq and is a predicted model, not a curated record. The transcript has 7 exons. Lineage: Eukaryota; Metazoa; Chordata; Mammalia; Artiodactyla; Camelidae. The coding region runs from base 164 to 685 and encodes 173 amino acids. Gene Ontology annotation, molecular function: RNA binding. Gene Ontology annotation, cellular component: spliceosomal complex. Gene Ontology annotation, biological process: positive regulation of mRNA splicing, via spliceosome.
UGGCGCAGAGAGAGAGGCGGGCACGGAGGCGGAGCCCGGCGGUGGCGUACAUAAGGCUGGGCGCGGGGCACCCCCCCCAUCACUCGCGCGUUAGGAAGCUCGGCUCGUUGUGCUGCGCCGUCUUCCCGCCUGCGCCAGGGACCUGCCCAACUCAGUGGCCACCAUGGCAUCAUCAGACGAAGGCAAGCUUUUCAUCGGAGGGCUGAGUUUUGACACCAACGAGCAGUCGCUGGAGCAGGUCUUCUCAAAAUAUGGACAGAUCUCAGAAGUGGUGGUCGUGAAAGACAGGGAGACCCAGCGGUCCAGGGGCUUUGGGUUUGUUACCUUUGAGAACAUCGACGAUGCCAAGGACGCCAUGAUGGCCAUGAAUGGGAAGUCUGUGGAUGGGCGGCAGAUCCGGGUUGACCAGGCCGGCAAGUCAUCUGAUAGCCGCUCCCGUGGGUACCGAGGUGGCUCUGCUGGGGCCCGGGGCUUCUUCCGUGGGAGCCGAGGCCGGGGCCGUGGGUUCUCCAGAGGGGGAGGGGACCGAGGCUAUGGCGGGGGCCGGUUCGAGGCCAGGAGUGGUGGCUACGGAGGCUCCAGAGACUACUACAGCAGCCGGAGUCAGGGUGGUGGCUACGGUGACCGGAGCGCAGGGGGCUCCUACAGAGACAGCUACGACAGUUACGCUACACACAACGAGUAAAAAUCCUUCCUGCUCAAGAUCGUCCUUCCAAUGGCUGUAUAUUUAAAGAUUGUGGGAGCUGCGCUGAAUCGUUAAUGGUGUAGUGAACACACCUCCUUGUCCCCACUUCUGUAGUCUUAAUCAGUUCCGAUCUUGUCGAACACAGCCUGACUGCUUCUGACCCCCCCAUGGCCUCAUCACUACACUUUUCUUUUUAAGGAGGCGUUGUCUGUUUUUAAAAGUUUGCAAAACGUUUUGAAAAGCACUCCAGAUCUCACUUUCACCUUUUUACCACGAGCCGUGAGUUGUAGAAAGUCAUCAGGGGUUGUGUGGGUUUUGCUUUGUUUUUGAUUCGUUGCCUUGUUUCUCUUUUUGGUUGGUCGGCCCCAUGAAGUGGGUGCCCCAAGUCACUUCUCUUUGAGAGAGAUCCGACUGUGAAUCCGCUCUGUCAGAAGCUGAGCACGCUGUGGCUUUUUUCCAACUCCGUGUCACGUUUCUGAGUGUGGGUGGUAGGACCGUCCCGGUGGCAGUGGCAGAGCUGGGCAGCUCGGCCCGGCCCGUGUGCCCACCUGUGCUGUGUGACCCACGGUAGACUUGCAGACGUCUCCGAGAGGUUCUUGAAAACGUUUAUUUAUACCGUCCUUUUUACUGGAAGACGUAUGCAUAUCCCAUCCAUGUUGUAUUUGAAGUGGUUGAGGAAUUCUUGUAUGCAAUUCUCUUUGGCUUCACGAAGCCGAUUAAAAGACCAUCUGAAUGAACCUCGCUCUGACCAUCUCCCUUUGAUUACACAACACGCUCCCUGCUGCGGGCUCAAGGCAGGCAGGCCUGAACAGAGAGGGCAGCUUGAGGACUAGGCCUGCCGGUCCCGCCCAAGGCUGCCAAGAGCUAGACAGGGAAGGCAGAGUCAGUGCCCCUGGCCGGGCCCCCGUGACAGCAGACUGCCACCCGCUCCAGUUAGGUGAGCAGGUGGGUAACGGGAGCGGGCUGCUCGGACGCCAGGGCAGCCCCGGGAGGCUUCUGGCAGUGGCAGCUGGAGGGCUCGAUGGGGUGGGCAGCUUAGCAGGGAUGGUGGACAUGGGGGCGCCUGACGCUGACCCAGAGCACCUUAGUCUAGAAGCAGGCCGGAGAGCAGAUGCAGGCAGUGUCCCUGGGUGACUACGGACUGACCGACUGGCUCAUUAGCUAGCUUUACUGUUGCUUUACAAGUUCCAAGCGUUCUCUGCUAGCCUAUGGAAGCUGCAGCCCCUCGGAGGACAGAAGUGUUGUGCGCCCAACAGAAACCUCUGAGAUGCAAGCUGCUCCCUGGGCUAGCUCAUUUGUGGAGAUAGUCCUGUAACUCGAGGUAACUCCUUUUGCUCGUCCGCAUCCCUCCUGUCAAGAGCUCAUUUGAAAGUCACGUACCUGGGGAAUGUUCCUUUGACUGUUUUUUGCUUUUCCAUUUUCCUUUUUUUCUUUUUUUUUUUUUAA